AUGGUCGACAAGAUCAAUUCUAAUUCUAACUCAUCAUUUAAAGCCCAUUUAUAUCCAAAAUUUGCAAAAAUGACUAUUAAAGAUGCAAAAAGAUUUUUAACACCAGUUCGUUCACCACCAAAGAAACAAGGCUCAGCCAUCCCUGUUGGAGCUGAUGAAACAAGAUACAAAGGAAAUAAGAAUUUCAUAUUUGCAGGAAUCUGGCAACAGGAUCUUAGUACAACCGACGAAAAGACAUAUAAUGUUCCAAUUUAUGAUGUUACCAAUCUCUGCUCCUCCUGGGCCCCUUCAGUUACCUCAGCUAUGUCAGUUUCUGUUGGACGCUGGGCCAACAGGUUUAUGAACUUCUCUCUUCAGUUUGUACUUGAUUGCGACAUACUCGGAGAUGCUUGCAUUGAGAGAUCAGCCUUAAAUGCUUAUUCAUUGUUCUGGAAGACAAAGAUUCCAGAAGCUUCAAGAUGGGAUGAUCCAAAUUCGAAUACAAGCCCAAGAAAAUCCAACCUCCAGGCUCCUGUUUCUUCCCUUACAAGCGAAAUUUGCUUAAAUCCAACAGGAUGCUACCCAGGAACUACUGGUUGCAGCCGUUCAUACGCUCUUACAGGCAGCUGUGAUCCAUCAGAUGACGAAAACAAGUGCCCAAUCUACUUCCUUUACAAUUGGAGGUGGAUCAAGUCACAUUUGUUCGAAGUUGGCCCAGUUACAUCAUCAGUAUUAGUUCAGUCCCAGUUCUUCUCGUAUGAUGGUGGCGUUUACUCAUCAGCUGAUGCUACCGGAGAAAUUUUGGGUAUGUUGGACGUAACAAUCUACGGCUGGGGCCAGGAAGAUACAUCAGUCGAUCCAACAGCCACAAAGAAGAGAUGGUGGUGGAUUUCACCACAUCUUGGCUGCGAUUUUGGUAUCGCAUACGACGAUAUCUCAAGUUCCGACUCUGCUUACACCAUCUCUAAUGUUGCAGCUAGACACGUCAAUGGCGGAACUAACUGCGCUAAGGGAUUCAUGAAAUUCAACCGCCGUUUCGAUGACUCUCUUAUAGAGAGCUUCGCUAUUGGCCCAACACCAUACAACUUCAUUCCAGGAGAAUGGCUAGUUCAACAACAGGCACAGUAA
Trichomonas vaginalis G3 is the source of this 1107-nucleotide messenger RNA. Its product is annotated as cysteine proteinases family. The record is from RefSeq and is a predicted model, not a curated record. The transcript has a single exon. The coding region runs from base 1 to 1107 and encodes 368 amino acids. Gene Ontology annotation, molecular function: cysteine-type peptidase activity. Gene Ontology annotation, biological process: proteolysis. Lineage: Eukaryota; Parabasalia; Trichomonadida; Trichomonadidae.